ACUCCGUUUCUCAAAUCUAACAAAUACAUGACAAGUUUGAGAGAAGUAACCAAAGCUUAUUGAUCACUUUGACAAUAGUUUACAAAGUAAAGAGCAGGUAUAUAUUCUUACUUUAACUUACUAAGGUGAAAUUCUACACAGCAUGCAUGAAACACAUUUACAUACACCCUCUCUUCAACCAUACUUUAACUUCAACCUUAUAAAAAAAAUGUCCUUCAGUUAUCUUAUUCUGCAAACAUUAAAGUUUCUUAAACCGUAAUAUAAUCAAUUCUCUUCCAAUUCGUUCUCCACUGUCUUCUUGAAAAUAAGACAUCAUGUCGGAAAUUUAUGGAAAAUUAAAUUAUUGCUACAGACGUUGGUUUAAGAGUCAUUGGCCCUCAUCACCUCCAGAUGAUGUGACAAAUUUGUUCAACGAAUACAAAGAACAUGAUAGUGAUAAAAUACGAAUACCUAAGCUGGCUGAAUAUCUCGAGAAACAUCAAGAUGUGGCAAAGAAGGAUGCUGUAAAGCGUGCACAAAAAAUCGUAGCCUCAAGAAAAUUCAAGGGAUUUGCCAACUGUCGUAGAACCAGUCUCAGUAGGAAGGGCUUCUUUGCAUAUCUUCUCAGCAGCAAAAAUCAUCCCUUAGUUAAAAAGGAGUUUGAUGAGAAAGCUAAGUUUGUGCAUUAUUUUGUAUACACAAGCCAUGGUUCCUACUUGAAACGGAACAAGAGCAAGAAUCCUAUCAAAUCUGCAGCAGAAGAUUUAAAGACGAUCACUAUGCUUUCUUUUCCCCGGAAAUACCACAGGGGAGGAUCAAAGUCCAAUUCGGCUGGUGAUGGUGAGCCUAGUAACAACAAAGAUAAAAAAGAGCAGGAGAAAUUCCGUAACAGUAUCACAGCAAUCAAAAAGGCUUUGUUGAUGGAUAUCAGAGUUAUUGAAUUGGAUGUGUGGCUCAACUCGGAUAAGAAAGGCAUUAAUGUUUCUCAUCCGAGGAUACAGCGCCAACCACAUUCUUCUUCAAUCACAGUUGAAAAUUGUUUGGAGACUAUCAGUGAAAAUGCAUUUGUUACUUCUGAAUUCCCCCUCAUAAUAAUUCUAGUGCAGCAAUUUGAAUCAGAUCCAUCAGAUGAUCUCCAGAAAGCGAUAAAAGAGCGGAUCGACAAAUUUGGCAAAAAACAUAGCUUGUGUGAUCUAGAUGAAGCUUUGAAUGCGACUCUAGAUUCUCUGAAACAAAAGUUUAUAAUUUUAACUAGAAAGCAGGUGAAACAUGAACCGUCACCAACAAACACGAAGGACAAAAAAGGCUAUAUUUAUAAUUACAAUAAGAAGCCAGAAAACAAUAAAGGGAUUUUGAGAUUGACAGAAAACGAGAUAGAAUCUGCUAUUAGUACUGAGUAUACCAGUCUUUCAGAUCAAAUAAAAACUAGUUUAACCCAGAAGGAACUACUGGCAGUUUAUCCCAACUCCGAUGAUCCAGCAGUUUUCACUAAAAAUUUUGACCCUCUUAUUGGCUGGACACGCGGGGCUCAGAUGGUCGCAAUCAAUCCACAGGAUUUUGACAAGCAUUUAUGGGUAAUGCAAGGGUUGUUUAGGGCACAACUCGGCCAAGACAGUAAAAAGCCUACUGGCUAUGUUAAAAAGCCAGAGAUCUUGCUGAAUAAUAAGAUUUUCGAUCCUACAGAAUGGCGUCCUGUUAAAACGAUUUUAAAGGUAAAGGUAUAUUUGGGUACUGGCUGGCAUUUGGACUUCGACAGUGAAGAGAAAGACUUUGAAAGUGAUAAUUCCCCACCAGAUUUCUUCACAGCAGUUGAAAUUGUGGGAGUCCCAGUAGACGAGGCAAGAGAAAAAACAGUACCAAUCAUGGAUCAGUGGGUUCCGGUAUGGAAUCAAGAGUUCAAGUUCCCCUUAACUGUACCUGAAUUAGCAAUGCUGCUGAUAGAGGUCAAAGAAUUCGACACCGACAGGACUCAUGACUUUGGAGGGCAAACUUGUUUGCCAGUAUGGCUACUCAGAAGUGGAAUCAGGUCUGUUCCAUUGUAUGACAAGAAGGGGAAACUUCACAAAAAUGCAAGACUUCUUAUGCGCUUUGAGUUUAACUAACAGCGCGUAUCAUUACUGAUGAUCCGAUCUAACAGAAGCAUCUUCAAUGAGUUUUCAGCAGAAAAUAAGCAUAGUUUGUUCAGAUUAUCUACAAUUUAACUCCUCUCAAAUCCAGCUAGUCCGCCCUUGAAAGUUUAACCCUCAGACUCAGUAUCAUCUAAAUUAUGUUGUAUAAAUAAAAAUAAUAAAAAAAACAAAAGUUGACAACUUUGCCUCAACAAAGAUGUUUUCCAGUGUAUAGAUUAUGAGUCUAUGAUCAGCUGGUCACUUUGAGCCUAAGCUCUAUGAUUGACUUCCCUAGAACGAAGCAGUGUAGACAUGCUUCCUUGUAAGAUUGACUAUGUGGAAGGGUAAGAGCGCGAUCAUUGCCAUGAAUGGCGGAAUAUCCAUCCAUAAACAAUAUACCCACUCAGUCCGGAACUAAU
Chenopodium quinoa (quinoa) is the source of this 2506-nucleotide messenger RNA. RefSeq names its product phosphoinositide phospholipase C 1-like. NCBI's taxonomy places the organism in Eukaryota, Viridiplantae, Streptophyta, Magnoliopsida, Caryophyllales, Amaranthaceae. Gene Ontology annotation, biological process: lipid metabolic process; phosphatidylinositol-mediated signaling. The record is from RefSeq and is a predicted model, not a curated record. The coding region runs from base 315 to 2081 and encodes 588 amino acids. Gene Ontology annotation, molecular function: phosphatidylinositol-4,5-bisphosphate phospholipase C activity. The transcript has 9 exons.